AUCAAGUAACAAACGAGCCUGAGUACUUUGACAAAACUUCCAAGAAAGCCGAUUUCUUGACGAAGUUUUUGUAGUCAGAACGUACCACGCAGACCUUUUCUCCUCCAUAUAACUCCAAUCAGUAUCCAUUACCCAUCUUUAAAACCUUCAGAUCCAUAUCCUAUAAAUCUCAAAUACCAUUAACAUUUGUUCCAUCUUCCAUAUUUCAACAAAAAAACAGUAACCAGAAAGAACACAAACUUGAAAAAAAUGAGAAUUCAUUUAUUCAUUGCCAUUCUUUUUGUUGUAAUAUUAUCAAGUGUUCCAUCUCAAACUUCAGCUCAUUUCUUCCCAAAUAUAUCUUCAAUCCCUCCUUCUUUACUCAAACCUAAUUCCACUGCUUGGGAUGCUUUUCAGAAGUUAUUAGGAUGUCACUCUGGUCAGAAAAAUAUUGAUGGCUUAGCUAAAAUCAAGAAAUAUUUUCACAACUUUGGAUACAUUAAUUCUAUGAGUAAUAACUUCACUGAUGACUUUGAUGAUAUUCUUGAAUCUGCUCUCAAGACUUACCAACAAAACUUCAACCUCAACACAACCGGUAUACUCGACGCCCCAACAAUUCAGCAUUUAAUAAAACCAAGAUGUGGAAAUGCUGAUGUAGUCAACGGUACUAGUACUAUGAACUCCGGUAAAGCUCCGGCCGGUUCUCCGAUGAUGCACACCGUGGCACACUACUCGUUCUUUCCUGGUAGGCCACGGUGGCCCGCGAGUAAGGCAGAUCUAACAUACGCGUUCUUACCGCAGAACGGUCUGACAGAUAACAUUAAGAGCGUGUUCUCACGCGCGUUUGACCGUUGGUCAGAGGUGACCCCGUUGACUUAUCGAAAGGCAUCAUUUCGGUCGGCAGAUAUUAAAAUCGGGUUUUUCGCGGGUGAUCAUAAUGAUGGCGAGCCGUUUGAUGGUCCAAUGGGGACAUUAGCACACGCGUUUUCGCCCCCCGCGGGGCAUUUUCACUUGGAUGGCGAUGAGAAUUGGGUCAUAGAUGGGGUCCCCAUUAAUGAUGGGAAUUUUUUUUCUAUAGUAUCCGCGGUGGAUCUUGAAUCGGUCGCGGUUCAUGAAAUUGGGCAUUUAUUGGGUUUGGGUCAUUCUUCUGUAGAAGAUUCUAUUAUGUACCCGAGUUUGGAAGCAGGUACCCGAAGAGUAGAGCUUGCGAAUGAUGAUAUUCAGGGAGUCCAAGUAUUAUAUGGGUCUAACCCGAAUUAUACCGGGCCGAGUACAACUUUGACUCCGAACCGGGAGAAUGAUACAAAUGGAGCCCCGAAAUUCGGUUCAUUGUGGGUUCAUGGGUUUCUAUUGGUGGUUGGAUUAUUCUUAGCAUUUGUUCAUUGAAUUUUUUUAAAAAAAAAUAGAAUACUAGUAUUUCGUUGGUUGUAUGAUUUGAUUAUUUUAGUAUAUAUCAUACUUUGUCUUUUUAUUUCA
Messenger RNA from Lycium barbarum (goji berry), 1455 nucleotides. Its product is annotated as metalloendoproteinase 3-MMP-like. Gene Ontology annotation, biological process: collagen catabolic process; proteolysis; extracellular matrix organization. The record is from RefSeq and is a predicted model, not a curated record. NCBI's taxonomy places the organism in Eukaryota, Viridiplantae, Streptophyta, Magnoliopsida, Solanales, Solanaceae. Gene Ontology annotation, molecular function: zinc ion binding; metalloendopeptidase activity. Gene Ontology annotation, cellular component: extracellular matrix.